Molecule: messenger RNA, 1451 nt
Organism: Emys orbicularis (European pond turtle)
Lineage: Eukaryota; Metazoa; Chordata; Testudines; Emydidae
Gene: DCP2
Product: decapping mRNA 2
Exons: 11
Coding region: 101-1357 (418 amino acids)
Biological process (GO): deadenylation-dependent decapping of nuclear-transcribed mRNA; nuclear-transcribed mRNA catabolic process, nonsense-mediated decay
Cellular component (GO): P-body; cytoplasm
Molecular function (GO): 5'-(N(7)-methylguanosine 5'-triphospho)-[mRNA] hydrolase activity; RNA binding; manganese ion binding
Source: RefSeq, a predicted model, not a curated record
GCCCCUUGCUCGGUCGCUGGGUUCGUGCUGUGUGAGGCCUCCCCGCCCCCCUCCACUGUUCCUCCGGGCCCUGUCGCGUCGGGAUGAGCCGCGCUUCCCCAUGGAGACCAAACGGGUCGAGAUUCCCAGCAGCGUCCUGGACGAUCUGUGCAGUCGAUUUAUUUUGCACAUUCCAAGUGAGGAAAGAGACAAUGCAAUCAGAGUGUGUUUUCAGAUUGAACUUGCCCAUUGGUUUUACUUGGAUUUCUACAUGCAGAACACACCAGGAUUACCUCAGUGUGGGAUAAGAGACUUUGCUAAAGCUGUGUUUAGCCAUUGCCCUUUUUUACUGCCUCAAGGUGAAGAUGUGCAAAGGGUUUUGGAUGAGUGGAAGGAGUAUAAAAUGGGAGUACCAACCUAUGGUGCAAUUAUUCUUGAUGAGACACUUGAAAAUGUACUGCUGGUUCAAGGAUAUUUAGCAAAGUCUGGCUGGGGAUUUCCAAAAGGGAAAGUAAAUAAAGAAGAGGCUCCACAUGACUGUGCAGCUAGAGAGGUGUUUGAAGAAACUGGUUUUGAUAUCAAAGAUUACAUCUGCAAAGAUGACUAUAUUGAACUACGAAUCAAUGAUCAGCUAGCACGCUUGUACAUCAUUCCAGGAGUUCCAAAGGACACAAAAUUCAACCCCAAAACCAGAAGAGAAAUUCGGAACAUUGAAUGGUUCUCAAUUGACAAAUUACCAUGCCAUAGAAAUGACAUGACCCCAAAGUCUAAGCUAGGUUUGGCACCUAACAAGUUUUUCAUGGCCAUUCCCUUCAUCAGACCAUUGAGAGACUGGCUUUCUCGAAGAUAUGGGGACUCCUCUGAUAGUGACAAUGGAUUUUCAUCCACUGGGAGCACACCAUCCAAGCUCAACAUGGAGAAAACAAGAUCCAAACUUCGUUAUAGCCAGCAGGUGUUUACAGAUGGCUCUCCAGGAGACCAGUGGACAAAGUACAGACAACCACAGCAACAGAAGCCAUAUAACAAUCAUUCUGAGAUGUCUGAAGCUCUAAAAAUAAAGAACAUGAGGGGUAAUGGUAGAAAGCAAUAUCAAGACACUUCUAACCAAAAGAAGAGGACAAAUGGGGUCCACAGUCAGCCAACGAAACAGAACCAUACAUUGAAAUGUGAAAAAAAACUUAAUCCAAGAAGACUUCAGGAUAACUUUGAAACAGAUGCAGCAGCGUAUGAUGUGUGUUUCUCCAUUGAAGACCUGCUGGAACAUACAGAGGCACACUCUGUGGCAUGUAAUGGUCAUUACAAAAUCACUUUCUCAUCAAGAGCUUUCUUGAGCUUCAAGUUUGACCAUGAUGCCAUAAUGAAAAGUUUUGACCUCUGACAGCAAACCUAUUAUGGAUGAACAAAAAUCAAAGACUGAUCUUUUGCAGUUGAGUGGGUUUCUAAUCCAGCCUUACUCGUUCUCAGGUGUUUUU